Messenger RNA from Sinocyclocheilus grahami, 2825 nucleotides. Its product is annotated as neuronal pentraxin-1-like. Lineage: Eukaryota; Metazoa; Chordata; Actinopteri; Cypriniformes; Cyprinidae. The transcript has 6 exons. The record is from RefSeq and is a predicted model, not a curated record. Bases 333 to 2021 code for a protein of 562 amino acids.
CUGUUUGGUGACUGAGCUGGACUAGCAGCACAGAGACAAACCUGCAGGAGUCCACAGGUCUGAACACAGGACUAAUGAUGUUGCUACAGCAUCUGUACUGUUACUGCUUUAGAUGAGCCUCUCCGAAGAGCCAAGAGCAGACGGAUUACAUGUAAAUGCACAUGGUCUCUGAGCGGCUGAUGAUCUUGGAGAGGAGGAGGCUGAGAAAGACACCGUAAGCAGCAAAAGACAGUUUUACAGGAUUUAGAAGACGAGACAGAUACGAGUGUAGACGGACUGCUUUAAAACUUCAAAUAACUGAAGGAUAACCUUUAAGCAUUCAUCCAACAAAAAUGCAUCCAGCAAGCUUAAGGAUGAGUGAGUGGCUUUUCUCCUUCUUCUUCUGUGCCAUCUGUUUUUCUGUGUGUGCUGGGACAGGAAUGCCGGGUUCUGACUACAACCCUCAUCCUCGCUUCAUCUGCACCCCCAUUCCCUCUGAUGCCGAUCCCGGGUGCUUCCCAACAGCGGGCGGCCCCGGAGCCGGACACCACGGCGGGAACAGCAACGGCUGGUGGGGAAUGUCCGAGGAGGCCAAAGUGACAAUCCUGCACCUGCGGGAGAGUUUGGUGCAGCAGAAGGAAACCAUCCUGGACCAGAGGGAGACCAUCCGAGAGCUCACCGCCAAACUGAACCUGUGCGAGGGCUUGAGCCGCACACCCGCACACCUGGCCCAUCACGCCCAUCACGCCUACCCCACGGCACCCGACACGGCACACCUCGGGCUGGAGCUGGGUCACUAUGGCGACGGGGUCGGAGGGCAUCAUGGUGGGAAAGCUGCGCUGAGCGAGAAGCAGGUGACGGGGGAGAUUCCUUCAGCCUCGUCCACGCCGGAGCAGAUGAGCAGGAUGCUGCAGAGCCUGAAAGAACGGCUGGACAACCUGCAGACGAGAAACACCUCCACCAGCUACUCCAGCUCGCUGAAGAACCUCCUGCAGAGGAAGAUCAGCGCUCUGGAACAACAGAUGCAACACCAUUCUGCAUCGCUAACCAGCGGCGCUCACACUGACCAUGAGGAUGAUGACGGUCACCAUGGCGACGCUCACGACGACCACAGCCAUCAUGAUGACAGAGACCACGACGGCCAUGACGACCACGGUGAUCCUCACGACAACAGCCACCACAGUGAUCACCACGACGACGAUCACCAUGAUGACAGCCACCAUGACGACAACAGCCACGACAACGGACACCAAGACAGCAGUCACCAUGACAACAAAGUCUCCGAACAUGGCUUCGAGAGGUUGUCUUAUAACCUACAAGGCCACGGAGAAGCACAGAGUGGAGUUCACAGCAAACUGGACGCGGUUCUCAGUCAACUGCAGCAUAGGCUCACUGACACGGGCUCUAGAGAGAACAGCAGACCCACGGAGGCUUUCCAGAUCGGCUUCCCCAUGAGAACCAACUACAUGUACGGUCGUGUGAAGCACUCGCUGCUGCACGAGAUCUUCUCCUUCACGCUGUGUCUGUGGAUGAAGGCUGGCAUCGGGCCGGGGCUCGGGACGCCCUUCUCCUACUCCGUGCCCGGACAGGCCAACGAGCUGGUGCUCAUCGAGUGGGGAAACAACCCCAUGGAGCUGCUGGUCGAUGACAGAGCCGUUACUCUACCGCUCUCUGUGAAUGAUGGUAAAUGGCACCAUGUGUGUGUGACGUGGUCGACGCGGGACGGCCUGUGGGAGGCCUAUCAGGACGGAGUGAAGAGAGGCUCAGGAGAAAACCUCUCGCCCUGGCAUCCCAUCAAACCUGGAGGAGUCUUCAUACUGGGACAGGAACAGGACACACUGGGUGGCCGCUUCGACGCGACGCAGGCGUUCGUUGGUGAAAUCUCAGACAUGCAGAUGUGGUCUCAUGUUCUCACACCACAUGACAUCUACAGCCUGGCGUCAUGCGGAGGUCACAUGACCGGUGACAUCAUCACGUGGGCGGAGUCAGUGGUGGAGCUGCACGGCGGGGUCACCAAAUACCCCUUUGACCCCUGCCACUAAAGAGAAGGACAAUCUGAUUACAAGCCUCAGAGUGCGGAGUGAUCAGCUUGUUUUGAAGCAUUCUGACGACUCGUAACCUGAUUUGAAUGCAAAAUCCUUUCAUUAUCACUUCAAAAAUAUGGCCUUCUGUUUACACGAGAAACUUGAAUGACCCCAUGACCUCCAGGAUUUCAGCACGGACCCCUUUUGUAUCGUUUCAGUGUUUUGUGUAGCGAACGUUUUCUUACUGAACUUUUUUUUAUUCUUAUUCUAUAAAUGGCUCUUCAGUGCCAUUCAGUGUUAGAUGCAAGCACACGACAUAUUGUCAUAACUUGGAUAGAAACCAUAGAUCAUGAAUAGAAUGUGAAGACAGAAGUGCUAUAAAUGUAGAUUAAGAGUAAAACUCAAGGCUCUAUUCGAGCAGAUUGAUUUUCUUGUACUGUAAGAAGAAUCUAAAGAUACAGCGAAACCAAAGAGAAGAGUCGCACAUGCGCUGCUGUUGUGUUUGUACAUUGUUUGUUUUUCUAAUGAAACAUUCUAGCUGAAAUGAGUAUUUCUUAGGUUUGCCUGUACUUGUCCAUGUUAAACUGUCUAGCCAACUCAAAGCUGAGCUAAAUAAGCAGCUAUUCUGAGACUUUUGACAUGUCUUUAGUUCCAGAUUGUGUCGUAGUGUUUUAGCUUAAUCUACUGUGUUUCAUUUACUGUAAAUGCGUUUCAAAAAGAAUAUCAUUUUCCACUAAUGUUUGUGCAUCGGAAUUUAGUAUGCAUUUACUGUUUUUAUUAACUUUUCAUUUGCUUACAGUUUUGAAAGCAGAAAUGCAAUAA